This is a messenger RNA of Racocetra fulgida, 480 nucleotides long. Lineage: Eukaryota; Fungi; Glomeromycota; Glomeromycetes; Diversisporales; Gigasporaceae. The record is from the annotation of a GenBank genome assembly.
AUGCCUGAAAAAAGUUUAUCUGAUAGUGAUAUGACAAAACCUGAGAAUCAUUCAUCUUUUCAUACUUAUGUUGUCUCUCCAGUUCAAGCAUUCUUUCGUUCUCAUGUGGUCCGGCCAUCUAAAGAACACCCUUCAAUAUUUUCUUUUGUCAUUUUAAUUCUUUUGUCUAUCUUACUUCUUCUUAUCCUUUUGCUUGGUAGUACUAAAACUAUUUAUUUGUCAAAAUUUACUUUUGGCGAACCGAUAAAAUUUAUUACAAAAAAAAAUGAUAUAACUUUCACUCUAUACGAAAUCACUGGUAAAUCCUCAAAUCAAAACCGUCUCGAUAUUCUAAUUCCUUCAAUCCCAACUCCUUCAAUUCCUAAUGUUCCAUCUAGUGUAGAACCAGCUGUUUCGGCCGUUAGUAGUGCUGUCACCGAUGCUGCAAAUACUGCUUCAAAUACUGCCGGGGAUAUUGCUGCAGUAGCCCUGGUUUAUUAA